GGCCUGAAUCCCUGUAACACGAAACCAUGCAUCAAUUGAUAGGUCAUCGGCGCCUUCUCGCUCAUCGGUAUCAUCUUCGUCCCCAUAGGCCUCGCGUCGCUUUCAGCGUCGCAGGAGGUAAAAAAAAAAUCCAGACAAGCGCAGUUGCACUACUAGCACAUGAUAUGCAUUUCAUGUGCAAAAGUUAGUAUGAAUGCACAUCUUUACCGUUCCCUAACCUGACACUAUUGCAAAAUACAGAUUGUUGAACUGAUAGAUCGAUAUGACGAGGAGUGCGUUACCGCCAGCGAUAAGGUAGGGUUCAUCCAGGACUCCAAGGUCGACAAGGCGUGCACCAGAAAGAUUACGGUGCCCAAGCCUAUGAAAGGCCCGAUACACGUCUACUACCAGCUGGAGAACUACUACCAGAACCACCGGCGGUACGUCAAGAGCCGGAGCGACCAGCAGCUGCGCGACAAGGACUACAAGGACACCAGCGCCGUCACCAAGAGCUGCGACCCGGAGGCUACCACCGGCGACGGCUCCCUCAUCGUGCCAUGCGGGCUCAUCGCCUGGAGCCUCUUCAACGACACCUACGCCUUCUCCGUCAACAAGAAGUCGGUGACGGUGAACAAGAAGGACAUCGCCUGGCCCAGCGACAAGAACAGCAAGUUCGGAAGCAACGUCUUCCCCGUCAACUUUCAGAAGGGCGGCCUCAUCGGCGGCGGCAACCUCAACGACAAACUACCUCUGAGCGAGCAGGAGGACCUGAUCGUGUGGAUGCGGACGGCGGCGCUGCCGACGUUCCGGAAGCUGUACGGGAGGAUCGAGGCGGACAUCAUGGCGAGCGACGAGAUCACGGUGGUGAUCCAGAACAACUACAACACGUACAGCUUCGGGGGCAGCAAGGCGGUGGUGCUGUCGACGGCGUCGUGGAUGGGCGGGAAGAACAACUUCAUCGGCGUCGCCUACGUGGCCGUCGGCGGCAUCUGCCUCCUCCUCGCCAUGGGCUUCGUCGUCCUCUACGUCGUCAAGCCCCGGUACAUGUUAUUCUCAAACAAAUGCAUCAUGUGGAGAUCAUUCAUUGUAAAGCAGCAAAUCAAUGUGUGGAUGGAUUUUCUUCAGGACCCUCGGAGACCCCGCGUACCUGUCGUGGAACAAGGAGUCCGCCGAGUACUCGCACUGAAUGGGACGCUGAAUUUACAAGGCCCGUUUUGUAGAUGCAGAUGCAGGCAGUAGGGAUAAAACGUUCACGUUUCAGUAGCUGCUGUGCUCUUUGGUUGUUGUAUUAGCUGGGUUUGGUAGUUGAUACAGGCAACGUUGUUUUCUAAUUCACCUUCCUGAGCAUAUUCUGAUGAUGCAUGCUCUGAGGAUGCGGUUUCUGGCUCUUCCAGAUCAUGAUCAGCCUGCGCGAGAUGAUCUAGGAUAUCUAGGUGCGGCUCAGCUUUUCUUUCUGUUCAGUAGCUGUAAAACACAUUAUGAUUUCCGAUAUAUGAAAUCGGAGAGAGAGCUCUGUUUUUUCUUUUCAAAAAGGAAAAAAUAUGCACCAGGGAUGCGUAUGCCUGUUAGAGCAUCUCUAGUAGAACCCUCAAACCCUUAAAUGUAAAAUUAGUUUUAAGG
Molecule: messenger RNA, 1599 nt
Organism: Hordeum vulgare subsp. vulgare (domesticated barley)
Lineage: Eukaryota; Viridiplantae; Streptophyta; Magnoliopsida; Poales; Poaceae
Product: putative ALA-interacting subunit 4
Exons: 3
Coding region: 361-1218 (285 amino acids)
Cellular component (GO): plasma membrane; Golgi apparatus; endoplasmic reticulum
Source: RefSeq, a predicted model, not a curated record